GAUGGCUGGUGCCGCUGCUGGCCGUGGCGGUGAUGGUGAACGCAGAGGGAGGAGAGAAAUCGUUUGUGAAGGUUCUGACCGACAGCACCUUCGAGCACGACACACAGUCGGUCACCGGGGCGACCACAGGCGACUGGUUCGUCGAGUUCUAUGCUCCUUGGUGCGGACAUUGCAAGUCGUUGACCCCCACGUGGGAGAGCUUGGCACAGAAGCUCAACGAGGAGAAGGAGGCAGGAGACGUUACUCCCAUCAUCGCCAAGGUCGAUGGAACCGUGAGCCCCAAGCUCCAAGAGAGGUUCCAGAUCAGAGGAUUUCCAACUCUCAAGAUGUUUAGCAAGGGAAAGAUGUACGACUACAUGGGGCCCCGCGACCUUGACAGCUUGUACGCCUUUGCCAAGGGAGGCUUCAAGAAAGAGACAGGGGCGCCUGUUCCCAAGGGAUGGGACGAGAUGAGUUUGUUUGACAAGGCCAGCCACCUCUACAUGGUCACCAUCCACCGCGAUAUGGAGAGCAUUUGGGAGUACCACAAGGCAGCUUUUUUCACCGGGCUUGGGUUUUCAUUCUUCUGUGGAAUGCUCCUCGGAUAUUUCUUGAAGAGGAGCCCAAAGGCUAAACGAGAGUGAUUGGGCCAACCCCGAGGAGACCUGUUCUCAGAUGCAAUGUCUCUCAAGAAUGAUAGUACAAUGUCCUCAAC
Messenger RNA from Guillardia theta CCMP2712, 694 nucleotides. RefSeq lists its product as hypothetical. The transcript is spliced from 7 exons. Gene Ontology annotation, biological process: protein folding. Gene Ontology annotation, molecular function: protein disulfide isomerase activity. The record is from RefSeq and is a predicted model, not a curated record. The coding region runs from base 33 to 623 and encodes 196 amino acids. Gene Ontology annotation, cellular component: endoplasmic reticulum. NCBI's taxonomy places the organism in Eukaryota, Cryptophyceae, Pyrenomonadales, Geminigeraceae.